This is a messenger RNA of Prunus armeniaca (apricot), 681 nucleotides long. Lineage: Eukaryota; Viridiplantae; Streptophyta; Magnoliopsida; Rosales; Rosaceae. The record is from the annotation of a GenBank genome assembly.
AUGGCUUCCUCAAUUACCUCAUCUUUGCAAACCAGCAAUUUGCGGUCUGCCUUUUUGGGCGAGAGAAAUGGAUUCUCUGUUUGUAGUGUUUCUGUAACUCAUGUUGGGUUUUUGAAAAAGACUAUAGAAUGUAAGGAAUCCCGAAUUGGAAAGCAACCUAUUGAAGUGCCAUCUAAUGUGUCAAUCAAAUUGGAAGGUCAGGCUUUGGAAGUAAAGGGACCAUUGGGGCAACUUUCGAUGACUUACCCACGAGAAGUGCUGGUUCAAAAGGAGGAUUCUGGGUUUCUAAGGGUCAGAAAGGCAUUAGAGACUAGAAGGGCCAAUCAAAUGCAUGGCCUUUUCAGGACACUGACGGACAAUAUGGUGGUGGGAGUGUCAAAAGGAUUUGAGAAGAGGCUGCAAUUAGUUGGCGUCGGUUAUCGAGCAACCCUAGAAGGGAGGAUCUUGGUAUUAAGUCUUGGGUUUUCCCAUCCAGUUAGGAUGGAUAUUCCUGAUGGCAUACAGGUGAAGGUGGAAGAGAAUACCAGAGUCGUUGUCAGUGGAUAUGACAAGAGCGCUAUUGGCCAGUUUGCUGCGUCGAUCAGGAAAUGGAGACCCCCAGAACCAUACAAAGGCAAGGGUGUGAAAUAUGCGGAUGAAAUUAUAAGAAGAAAGGAGGGAAAAGCAGGAAAGAAAAAGUGA